Poecilia latipinna (sailfin molly) is the source of this 936-nucleotide messenger RNA. RefSeq names its product melanocyte-stimulating hormone receptor-like. Gene Ontology annotation, biological process: detection of chemical stimulus involved in sensory perception of smell; G protein-coupled receptor signaling pathway. Gene Ontology annotation, molecular function: olfactory receptor activity; G protein-coupled receptor activity; odorant binding. The coding region runs from base 1 to 936 and encodes 311 amino acids. The record is from RefSeq and is a predicted model, not a curated record. The transcript has a single exon. Gene Ontology annotation, cellular component: membrane. Lineage: Eukaryota; Metazoa; Chordata; Actinopteri; Cyprinodontiformes; Poeciliidae.
AUGCAGAAUCUGACUGUGGUUUCUAUCAAUGCAACGUCCCCAAAAAGCUUCUCUGUGAUCAUCAAGGUGUGUGUGGUAAUCCCAUUGUUCUGCGUCUUCCUGUACUUCAUCGUUGUCAUGCUGCAGAUCUUUGCCUCUCACAGACAGUUUUUGGACACAUCCCGUUACAUCCUGUUUGCACACAUGCUGAUCAAUGACACCCUGCAGAUCCUAUCCUCUGUGCUACUCUUCCUCUGUGUGAUGGGUCGGGUCAAGUUACCUCUUCUGUUCUGUAUCCCUCUGCUCUUAGUGUGUUCCUGUACCUUUCAGAACACCACCUUUAUUCUGGCUGCCAUGUCACUGGAGCGUUAUGUUGCCAUUUUCUACCCUCUGCAGCGCCCGGCCUCCUGGCGCUCAGACCGUAUCUGGAUCAUUACUCUGCCUCUGUGGAUCAUCAGCUUCAUAUUCGCCAUUAAUGAGCUUUUCAUUGGGAACCACAGUCCUGUAGAUGUCCUCUCUACCAGCAUGAUUUGCAAAACUACAGCUUUCAACCAGUCUCCAAUCCAGGGAGUUUAUCGGCUUGCUGUGUAUGUACUUUCCUUUGCAGUGGUAAGUGUUAUCAUCCUCUUCACCUAUGUGAGGAUUGUGAUGGAUACCAGGAAGAUGCGGCAGGACAGAGCUUCAGUGAACAAAGCCAUGUACACCGUGCUGCUGCACGGCUUCCAGCUGCUGCUGUGCUUGCUGGCUUUCACCCAGCCCAUCUCUGAAACUCUAAUUGUGCUCCACACAAACUGGCCACCUGAGGAUGUCGCCUUUUUUAAUUUCUUCUGCUUCAUCCUCAUACCUCGCUUUCUCAGUCCGCUAAUUUAUGGCUUCAGGGAUCAGAGUCUGAGAAAGCACAUUGAGAAUAGGUUUCUCUGCUGGUCAAAGAAAGGCAAAACAUUUUUCAAAUGGUGA